This is a messenger RNA of Suillus paluster, 452 nucleotides long. RefSeq lists its product as uncharacterized. Gene Ontology annotation, molecular function: argininosuccinate synthase activity. The coding region runs from base 1 to 423 and encodes 140 amino acids. Lineage: Eukaryota; Fungi; Basidiomycota; Agaricomycetes; Boletales; Suillaceae. The record is from RefSeq and is a predicted model, not a curated record. The transcript is spliced from 3 exons.
AUGUGGAAGCUCACCGCUCUCUAUGAUGCACUAGCAGAGCCUGAGCAGUUCUCGAUAGAGUUCAAGGCUGGUCUCCCCGUAAUUAUUGUCAUCGCUAACCAAGCUCCUCUCACCCCUGAGCGCGAGUUCGUCACUAGUGACAUUCCCGCGAGCCAGCGCACCGUCAAUGGAACAGUGCAUUUGAAGCUCUGCAAGGGUAAUGUUGUUGUUAUCGGCCGGUCCCCUGAUGAGGUAACGAAUUUGAUCCACUGCCUCCUUUGUUCUUCAUUCGCUUGCCAGGGUCUGGAUGACGAGCACCAAUCCUCCAUGGACCAGCUCGGCGGUUUUGAGCCAACAGGUUUCAUUCAAAUCGAAAGUAUCCGUAUUGAAAAGCGGGGCCAGGUGAUGCUCGCAAGGGUCAAGCUGGCGUUGAGCCAAAUGUAAAGCUCAAUACUUCAACAUUUCUCGAACAG